Messenger RNA from Papaver somniferum (opium poppy), 1105 nucleotides. RefSeq names its product peptidyl-prolyl cis-trans isomerase A1-like. Gene Ontology annotation, biological process: protein peptidyl-prolyl isomerization; protein folding. Gene Ontology annotation, molecular function: peptidyl-prolyl cis-trans isomerase activity. The record is from RefSeq and is a predicted model, not a curated record. The transcript is spliced from 7 exons. The coding region runs from base 85 to 849 and encodes 254 amino acids. NCBI's taxonomy places the organism in Eukaryota, Viridiplantae, Streptophyta, Magnoliopsida, Ranunculales, Papaveraceae.
AAGAAAAAGAAAACCAUUUUCUUAUCCGUUGAUUUUUAUCAUUCUUCACCUACUCGAGCUUCAGUUUCUAUCUACUACUCCGCCAUGGCUACUUCUUCUGCUUUCUCCACUCCUUCCGUUUUUCAGCAAAAAUCAAAUGUGGGUAACCUAAAAAUGGUUUCCCCUGUUAUUACAUCAUCAUCAGUUAAUUUUGCGGGGAAAAAAAGUUUGUUAUCAUCUGGUUGUUCUAGAUAUGCUUCAGGAGGACUUCAAAUCAAACAGAUUUCUAAUGUUAAUACUCCAGUUGUUGGACAUAAGAGGAUGGUGUGUACUAAUGCUGUUGCAACAAAUUUACAAGCAGAAGUCACAACUAAGGUAUUCUUUGAUGUAGACAUUGGAGGAGAGCCAGCGGGUAGGAUUGUAAUGGGUUUGUUUGGGAAUGAAGUUCCAAGGACUGUUGAGAAUUUCCGCGCUUUGUGCACUGGAGAGAAAGGUUUUGGUUACAAAGGAUGCUCGUUCCAUCGUAUUAUCAAACAAUUCAUGAUUCAGGGUGGGGACUUUACUAAUGGAAAUGGAACUGGAGGUAAAAGCAUUUAUGGGGACAAAUUUGCAGAUGAGGACUUCACAUUAAAGCACGUUGGACAAGGAGUAUUAAGCAUGGCAAAUGCAGGCCCUAAUACCAAUGGGAGCCAGUUUUUCAUUUGCACCAUUAAGACUCCAUGGUUGGAUGGCCGCCACGUUGUUUUUGGACAUGUUAUUGACGGCAUGGAUGUUGUCGAGACACUGGAAUCACAAGAGACUAGCAGAGGAGACACCCCCAGGGUGCCAUGCCGGAUUACCAAUUGUGGAGAGCUGCCAUUAGAUGCUUGAUAUGAUGAUAUCUCUUUGGCUAAAUUUUGCUUAACUAGGUUUUUUUCUUUCUUUCGAUGUUUAUUAGUUAAAAGCAUCAGUUAAAUAUUACAUUUCAGUUAAGAGUUGAGAAAAUCUUGGGUGAAAAGAGAGAGAUGUAAUAUCAAUUGUACUGUAUGCGUUUAUGGAAUCAUGCACGACUCCAUAUACAAAUAAAUCCAAGCAUAUUGUACUGUAUGCAAUUUCUAACUUAUCAGUUCAGUGCUCCUUUUACCAA